This is a messenger RNA of Orbicella faveolata, 1456 nucleotides long. RefSeq names its product caveolin-1-like. Lineage: Eukaryota; Metazoa; Cnidaria; Anthozoa; Scleractinia; Merulinidae. The record is from RefSeq and is a predicted model, not a curated record. Gene Ontology annotation, biological process: caveola assembly. Gene Ontology annotation, cellular component: caveola. Gene Ontology annotation, molecular function: molecular adaptor activity.
CAGGGCCUAAAGGGACGGAGGGGGAGUGGGGUGAUCUCCGCGCUCGGCGCGCUCCGUCGGGAACCUUUUGACUAACUGAUAAAAUGGUGUCUGCUUACACGAUUUGAAAUAGGCACUGUAAAAACAAGCGAAUUCCUGAGGUCAAGUGACCUCGUGUAUUUACAUCGAUCCGUGCAACAGGCAAUUACGGAAAGCACGCUCAUUAGCUUUGCUGCUAAAACCGAUUUUAGAGUUGAACUGAUUGUGCCAAGAUGACUUCCGAGCUAAACCUUACAGACGAAGGUGAACUACAAGAGGAGGAGAAGCCUCGUUUGGUGAUCGGUGAUAAUGUUCCGCCAUCACUUCACCACGGCCACAAACUUGAUAUGAAAGACAGGGAUCCCAUCAAAAUGAACGACCAUGUCAAGGUUUUCUUUCAAGAUGUGUUCGCUGAGCCGGACGGUUCUCACAGUAUCGAUGGUGUGUGGCGAGCCAGCUUCAGUACUUUUGUAGCCACCAAGUACUGGUGCUACCGGAUCAUCACUGCCAUCUGCGGCGUACCUACAGCCAUCAUGUGUGGAAUCUACUUCGCUUGUCUCAGUUUUGACUACAUAUGGUGCAUCAUGCCUUGCCUGCGGGCCUAUAUCAUCGAGCUUCAGUGCCUUGGGCAGCUCUUCAGUCUGUGUGUUCGCACUUUCUUUGACCCGUUUUUCGAGUCUGUAGGGAAGAUAUUCAGUGGAAUGAAGUUGUCUCAUGAAAACAAACCUUUCACGGCGUGAUGGCAUUUCUUUUCAUGUCACGCUAUAUGAUCCAAGUGCAUACUGUAUAUGUAGUAAUCAGGAUGUAACUGCCCAUAGAUUCUAGAACUGAGCGGAAAAAAAAAAACACUUAAGCGGGACCUUUCUAAUCUAAUGUUCCUCAAAAUAUCAAUUCCCUCUGCAGAUUCCUUCGUUUUUCUUUUAUUCGGUUAGUUUUUAGAAUCAACAGGUACAUAGAGGCAAUGUAUUCCAGUUGUUAUCACCCCCCGACUUGUCCUAACCACAACACCUGUUUACCUGGAGCAAUUUCUAAACGAAAAUUUCGUUCUCCAUCGCCCUUGCAAGAAAGAGAAUUUAUGUGGUUCAUUGACUUGAUCUACGUUGUUUUAAUUUUAAGGAGAAGAAAAUAAAUUUAAGAUCAAAUAAAAGCGUAAUCAAGGGGUUGGACUUCAAAAUAUGGCUACGACCUCAAAUGCGUGGAAAUUGGGAAUGGAUAGUCAAAAAGAAAAUGGCUUGAUCGAUUACGAAUUUCUCCUAUCGAGAACAAUAAGAACUGUAAGAAAGCAAAUGAAGAGAAUUUACCCGUAAAAAAAACAAAACAAAACAAAACGAAGAAAUGGCAGGUAACGAAGUUUUUAGUAUUUUAAUUACAACUCUACCAUAUUAUGUUGAACCUGGCCUUAGCGGGUUACAUGUAAAAUUGAAAAUUCCGUCGCAAA